Cygnus olor (mute swan) is the source of this 5659-nucleotide messenger RNA. RefSeq names its product synaptopodin 2 like (gene SYNPO2L). Gene Ontology annotation, biological process: positive regulation of actin filament bundle assembly. The coding region runs from base 658 to 3915 and encodes 1085 amino acids. Gene Ontology annotation, cellular component: nucleus; Z disc; actin cytoskeleton. Gene Ontology annotation, molecular function: actin binding. NCBI's taxonomy places the organism in Eukaryota, Metazoa, Chordata, Aves, Anseriformes, Anatidae. The record is from RefSeq and is a predicted model, not a curated record. The transcript has 4 exons.
CCCGGAGGGCGCCCCGUGAUAGCGGUGGGCGUCGGGGGCCUCAGGGGGAGCCCAGUCCCGGAGCCGCUCCCCUGGCUACGGGGCAGUGAAGGGGACCUCAGCGGGGAGCCUGCCGCCUGCCCCGCUUUGGUCUCAGGGUCAGGUGCUGUCACCUGAACCUGCACAAAGGUGUCCCCGAGGCGUGUCCCUGCCCCAAACCGUCCUGUCAACGAGUGCUGCGCGGCUCUGGGAUUUGUAUUUGGGGUGGAACGGGGAAAUAAAAGUGCUGACUGAACAACCCCCAGUGUGAGCCCGAGCUGUGCAGGGCCAGGGGUGAGCUAUUUUCAGCCCCGCUCCGGUGAAGGAUCCGAGGGGCAUGGGGGGAGAUUGACGGGACACGUGUGCGGGACGGCGCUGGCCCCUUCCCAGGAGCAGAAUCAAAUGUCUAAUCAUAGGCUGGGCAGCAGCUGGGAGCGCAGAAGAGUGGGGAAGGCUGGGCUUGAUGGUCUCUACUCUCCUCUGGUGUGCGUGAAGUUGAAGGAAGAAGUGAGGAGAGGGCCUUUGGGGGACUGGGGAGUCGUGACGUGAAUGGUGAAGAUGGGAAGGGGAAAUACUGCCUGUUAAAAACCGGAGUCUGUUUUGGCGUUGGGAAGACAAAAUAUCCGAAGCGCAGAAGUCAUGGGAGCUGAGGAAGAAAUGCUCAUCACACUGUCUGGAGGUGCCCCCUGGGGCUUCCGGCUGCAAGGGGGCUCUGAGCAGAAAAAACCCCUUCAGGUGUCCAAGAUCCGAAAGAGAAGCAAAGCAUGCCGUGGAGGCCUGUGGGAAAAUGAUGUGCUAGUAUCUAUCAAUGGAAAGUCGUGUGCUGGCCUCUCCCAUGCUACUGCCAUGCAGAUCAUUGACUCCUCCAACGGCAUGCUCAACAUCCGGGUGAAAAGAAUAGUUGGUGGGGACCAGACUGGCCCGUGGCUGCAGCGCUCCCCUUCCCCGGGGCAGCGAGUGCUCUCCCCGCCGUCCCCACUCAGCCCCCCAGCGCAGCUGCUGAGCUCCAGGCCGGCAGGAGCCCCGGCCACCAUGCAGCCUCCGCCUCCGCAGCCCCGGAAGGCACAGAGGCACCUGGAGAGCCUCACCUCCCCGCCUGACAGCGAGGCCUACUACGGUGAGACUGACAGCGAUGCCGACAACAUGGCCCAGGAGAAGCACCGCCGGGCCCGCAAGAAGAGCCCGCGCUCCCCACCUGGCAGCACCAACAGCAAGGUGGACGUGACCCAGGACGAGGUGUCCCUAUCCGAACAGAGUGGCUAUGAGAGCACGCCAGAGGCCACUGCGCAGGGGGGAGCCGAGGUGGCCAGCUCCAGUGGGGUGGCCAAGAGGGAGAUUGCCUGCCCGCCCAGCAGCCGCACGGACACGCCGUUCUCGGAGAGCGAAGGAGCGCUGUGGCCACCCUCAGCAGAGGGGCGGGAGCCUUCCCCGGAGGCGAUGCUCCUACCCCACGCCACCAAGGCUAUCCGAGCGGAGCGCCACCUCAUCCCCAUGGUGGGGCCCGUGGAGCACCCAGUUGAUGAAGACCUGACCACCACAUACGCAGAGAAAGCCAAGCAGGCCAAGCUCCACCGCCACGAGAGCAUCCAAGAGAAGAAUGUGAAAGAAGCCAAAACCAAGUGCAGAACCAUUGCAUCCCUGCUGACAGACGCACCGAACCCCCACUCCAAGGGGGUGCUGAUGUUCAAGAAGCGUAGGCAGAGGGCCAAGAAGUACACAUUGGUAAGCUUUGGGAGUGUCGACGAAGACCGCUCUUACGAGGAGGAAGACGGAGUUUUUCCAACCAGUGAAUCUGAAUUUGACGAGGAAGGUUUCUCUGAUGCCCGAAGCUUAACAAAUAACUCAGACUGGGACAACACUUACCUGGACAUUGAAAAGUCCAAGUCAGACUCUGAGCAGAAAGAAGAGAAGCAAAAAGGUUUGAGUGAGGCCUCAGGUAAAGGAGCCCGCUUAUUUGAGCAGCAGAGGGAACGUGCUGGAAAGUACACAGUAGAGAAAGUCCCUGCAGAGAAGAGCCCCCAGCUUGCCCCAGCUGUGCAGCCGCAGCCAGGCAUGCUGAAUGGAGAGAUGCUUGUGCCACAGAAGACAAGCAGUGUGCCCCUCAGCAUCCACCUGGAAGGUGUGCAAGUGCCCAGCAAGCAGCCAGCCACUCUGCCCGCUCCGCUCCUGGCUCCCUCCAGCCCCACUGUCUUCCAGCCACCCCCCGGCACCCCUGACCCCUUCUCUGCAAGCACGGCCAGUAUGUUCAACAGAUCUGCACGGCCUUUCACUCCUGGCUUUUCUGGCCAAUGCCCAGCGACAUCCUCUGUCAUCUUCAGGCCGUCUGUACCCAAAAAAAACACUGAAAUCCUGGGUGGGCAAAGCACGGCAGUUCCCCCUUUCUCACCUCAGGCUCCAGGAUCACCUGCCAGUGCCCCAGUGCCAGCACACCACGGUCCAGUGAGCUCCUCCACAUCUCUGUAUAUUCCUGCACCAGGAAGGCCAACGCCACUGCUAGAAUCACAGCCAAGAGUGGGAGGAAGCGCUCCAGAGGCUAAGCCUUCCACCAACACUGCCCGGACAUCCACUGCCUCUAUAUUUCUGUCAACUCCCUCAAAGCCAGGAGGGGAGGUGGCCUCUGCAGCAUCCCAGCCACAAGCCCCUGGAACAGCCUCUUCGUCUUUGUAUAUCAGCCCAGCACCAUCGCAGCACCCCAGCUCCCCACUGCCAGUGCAGCCUUCUCCUGCCACCUCACCAGCAACGCCACGGCCUCCUUCCGAGCCCUUAAUCUCCAGGGAGCAGAGGAUUGCUGUGCCGGCUCCCCGCACAGGCAUCCUGCAGGAGGCUCGCCGGCGGGGCAACAAGAAGCCCAUGUUCAGUAAGAUUGAGGAGAAGAAGAAGAACUCACCCAACCCCGAGCUCCUGUCUCUGGUGCAGAACCUGGAUGAGAAGCCAAAAGGUGACCACCCUGGGGCAGGCUUUGAGUCUGGGCCUGAAGAGGACUUCCUCAGCCUGGGUGCCGAGGCCUGCAACUUCAUGCAGUCCUCUGGCCGCAAGUUCAAAACCCCACCUCCAGUGGCUCCGAAGCCUCAGCAGCAAGAUGCUGGACUGGUAAAUGGGGCCCACGACAUGCCUCAGCUUAAAGGGAAGGGGGCAGAGCUCUUUGCCAAACGCCAGAGCCGCAUGGACAAAUUUGUGGUGGAGACAACGCCAAAGCCGGAGUCCAAGCCCAGGACCCCUUCUCCUUCCCCUUCUCUACCUUCAUCCUGGAAAUAUUCACCCAACAUCCGGGCUCCCCCUCCAAUAGCUUACAACCCAAUGCAUUCCCCUUUCUAUCCUCUGGCAGCCAGCAAGUCUCAGGCUAGCAAAGCAGAGAGCAAAGUGAAAAAGGCACCUGGCCAGAAAUCAGGGCUCAAGGUCAUCAAUUUCAUGUGCCAUCAGCCCUAUCAAUUAAAGUCAGCCAUGUUCUGUUUUGGAGAUCCCCCAAGCCCUAGCACGCAGGAGUCUCCUGCUCAGCCAGCCCAGCAGGCCGGCUCAUCCUUUACCGUGGCCAAGCAGGUCCCAGUGAAAACAGCCAAGACCCAGGAGGUUCGUCGCUUCUCCACCCCGGCUCCCACGCCAGCCUCAGGCAGCAUGGCACCCACUGUGCUUGUGCCCCGCUCAGCCACCAUGUUGGAUGAACCAGUGUGGAGAACAGAAAUGGCCUCUUCUGCCCCUGCUACCCCAGCGCCCUUCCAGGUGGAGCUCAGCCAGUCCCCUAAGCCAUACCAGAGCUCCCCUGAGCUUGGUCAGGCAAGCCUGCGGCCCUCCCCAAACCCUGCCUCAGCCUCUCGGUUUCAGGUGGCCAGGCCCAAAUUCUCAGCAGCUAGAACGGGGAUGCAGGCCAACGUGUGGAGGCCGAGCUUUGGCCACCACUGAGGCAGGCACCACUACCAUCCCAUCCAUGGCCCCACAGAGAUAGUGCUCAUUUUGUCUUUCAUGUCAGCUCAGUACAUUGGGGUGAGUGAUGUAAAAUGAAGAAAAGAGAAAAAAAAUUACUCCCCUUCUGCACCACCCUCUCCCCCAACCUCCCCUUGGUCUCAGAUGGGCAGCUUCAUGGCAAGGCUUAUGGCUGUGUCUACAGAUGGAGGAAGAAUGUGGAGAGAGGGCAUGUGUGGUACACAGGGACUGGGAACUUGACUGCAUCAGCAAAACCCAUGUCUGGAGAGGGCAAAUGGCGGGUGUUGUCUCAACGAGGACAUGCAGUGGUUUCCUCCCAAGGUCUUUGGAGUCAACACUGAAUGAGGGGCCUUGGUGGACAAGAGCCUUCCAGGAAGGAAGGGUUAGAGACAGGAUUACAAAACAGAAGUCCUACCUUUCCCAUUAGACUGCUUUUUUGAGAGCCUGUGAGUCUGUGUAUAGGCACACCCAUACACACACACAGCAGCAGUCAGCAGGGAGAGAAAGGAGAAGUGGGGCUCUGCCUUGGACACUUCUGCCAGAUCUCCCUCCAUUGCAAAGGAGGCAAGAGAGCAGAGUGGGGGGUUUGCACGUGCACAUGUAGGCAGUGUGUCCUGUUCCUCUGGUUGCCAGGUGGGGAUUGAAAGAAACAGUCAUCCUAGCUGGUGAGAAACUCAGCCAUCAGAUCUGGGAGCAGCAUGCCAGAGGGGUGUUGAAUGGACUUGGUGGGGCUACCACAAGUCCCCCACAGAAGGAGCUAUUAAUUUUUGGAGAUAUACAAGGAGCAAAGCUAAGCUCAGGCAGUGGCUGGUUGGCUCCAAGCAGUCCCUACAGCAUUAGUCUUACUGGAACAGGAUACAGAUGCUGUACGUAUAAAGAAGGAUUGUGUGGGAGAAGGUAAAGUUGGCUUUAAAAGGAGGCAGGAUUGAAUAAGCAUUUCCAUUUCAGCUUUUUGUUUAGUGGACAGAAGAGUGGCUAGAUUGGAAAUGGGUCUUGACGUAAAACUUCCUGAAAACACUCUGUUGAGCUGGAAGAUGGAGCCCCUUAACAGACAGUCUCAGCAGGAGAGUGGAGUACAGGGAAACAGAGUCACAAAUGGAAUUUCAUACUAAAUGAUUUAAGUAUCCUCAGGACUGAUUGAUAAAAACUGAAGUGUUCUGAGAUUCCCAGAGGAACUGCAUUCUCACACACACAUACAGAGCUCAGUUUGCUGGCAGUGCUGGGGAAAUAGGACUGGUUAUUCUUUGAUUGCCUCAGGCUAACCUCAGACCUAAUCCCUACACCAAAAGUAUACAAGAAGAAAGCAUUCCCUCUCCCAAGAAAGAAUUCAGGUUAUCAGUAGGGUCUGUGCAUGUGUAUGUGCCCAUCACCUAUGCUCUAGUCUGUACAACCCCCUGACAUUUGUUUUUCUGCCCUUGCUCCCUCUUUUGUGGCAGCCUCACAAAGUGGGCUGGAGAACCCAGCUAGCAACUCUAGUCCUGGACAACCCUGAGAGGGAGGGAAUGAGAGAAAAGGAAAAGCAAUACACAACCCUGCAAGGUCCCUUUGAAUCCUUCAUGUCUGGCUGGCCUCGCUCUGCAGGCCUGUGUUUGCAGUGCACAUCGCUGGGAGCCCUGGAAUGUAGGAUGAGCAUGCUGGGGAGGAAGGAGGACAGCAGUUACAACUCUCUUGGAAGACUUUCAGCCAUGGGAGAGGUUGGAGAAAAAAAACUUAGGACAUGCCC